Messenger RNA from Pomacea canaliculata, 2294 nucleotides. RefSeq lists its product as uncharacterized. The record is from RefSeq and is a predicted model, not a curated record. The coding region runs from base 307 to 2076 and encodes 589 amino acids. Lineage: Eukaryota; Metazoa; Mollusca; Gastropoda; Architaenioglossa; Ampullariidae. The transcript has 3 exons.
CGGUCCGUUAAUACCACACUAUCGUCGGUCCAAUGAUACCUGCUGGAGCUUUCAUAACUGAUUUCAGCGGCGGCGGUCAGCGCAAAGCCUGAGAGUGAAGUCGCUGGACUACCUCGGGAACAUUGGCAGCGAACUGCAGGCCAUCUGGCGAAGACAGCUUGAGUAUGUCUCACCCUUGCUCUUUGUUGAAGUGGCGGAAGGUGCUGUGCGUGCUGUGCUGCUUGUUGACGGCGUGGUUGGUGUACAAGACUACAUGCGGCAGUCACCCGUCCAAGUGUCUCUCAAGCAGAAGACCAUGUGAACUGCAUGCACGAGGCCCUUGCCCACAGCUGCAUGCCGCUUCUUGCGCAGGCGGUCAGUUUGUUGAGGCAGGACACUGCCGAGGUCAGUCAAAGGUCCGAGAAGAGUUCAAGGUCAGAAUCCCAGGUCCCUAAACUUCCGGUCCAAGUCCAGCGUGACCAGAGCAAGAGGGUCCCCAGAAAAAGACUCUUCCAGAAGUGUGCUGUGUUUGUGGUGGAGGAACAUCAUGAGGUCAUUCCGUACUGGUUCUCUUCCGCAGACAAAGGCAUUGUACGGCAACAAGGCAACACGCUGUUUCACAUCGAUGGCCACUCAGACGCUGCUCCGCCUAUAUUGACAGACCACCUGCCUGUCUUUGUCUGGCCUCGUCCAGAGGAAUGGCAUCGCCUCAUGCAGGAGAACGACGUCUUCAUCUUUAGCGCGGUCUUGACACGACUGAUUGACCGCUACAUCUGGAUUGUACCUCCGUGGGACACAUCACUCGUCCGGUCACUGCCCAAUCAGCAUCUUCGAGUAGAGGUGGACUUGGGCAUCAUACACACCCCCUUGGCAGAUUCCGCGUCAGAGAGCCUUCACGGUUUGAAAGAAUCGGUUCUAAAAGCAGGGCAAGUUCAAAGUGCAAUCCAUUCCGACACCCCUGGAGAAGAACCUCGACGAAGGAGGCUCUUGUUUCAAAGCCUAAAUCGAGGACAACGUCCCGAACCACAGAUGAAGACCGACGAUGCAGACGUAAUGGAAGAGGACUUUGAACAGCAGGAUAGCCAAAGCUCCGAAUCAGAUAUACGCCUGUGCGCAUGUAUUGAUGAACUCGAUCAGUGUAUCUGGACAGACCAUCAUUACGUUCGCGAACAACGGGCCUUCUCGAACAUUACUGUCCCACGCCAGAUGUGUCACGUGGGGCAUCACGUUGUCUUGGAAAUCACGACCGCGAGCAAAGCUACUGAGCUGCUGUCUCGUCACGUGACAGAGAGCGGCGCGGCACCGUGGUUGAGCGUUGACGAUCCACUCAUCCUCGACAUCGACGAAGAUUUCUACGGCUGCGAGGCGGCCCUGACCCCGCUGCUUGUUGCUGGGGUGCCCGAACAGACGGUGGACCAGGUGUCCCUACUGGUGAGCCAGCUGUUCUGCCCCUCCUCCACCCUGCACGAGCACCUCGCCGACGCUUUCUUCAACUCCCUCGUCAACGCGGUGCGCAGCGUUUCACCUGCAAGUUAUUGCCGCAAUCACACCUGCGCCCUCAUCCGCCGCCGUCAACUUCUCAACCUCACGGGUGACCUGGUUCAAGAUUUGAAAAGGAGGGGGCUUCUGGCUUGCACGUGCAAAACAACAGAGAAAUUAGAAACAAUCUUGCAGGACCUCGUGAAUCUUCUUGCUCAACUGAACUCGAAGCAGCUGAAAGUUCUAGCUGAAGUCGGCAUUUGUCUGCCGGAGUCGGUGCUGACAGACGGAUUCGAUCCUGCCGAAGGUAUGGUCGUCUGUGUGGGCUACAACCGUCCCAACCGAACCAUCGUUCUGUUUCAUUCUCCGACCGGAGCGGAAGUGUUCUCCACGACAAGACUUCUUGGAGAUAUGUUGGCGAAAUUUCCCGUCCAGCCUCAGCUGGUGUCCAUCUGUCGCUCGGUGCGUGACGGGUACACACCCAGGUCACACUUCCGCCACAUCGAGAGAAGCAUUCUCUGGUUGGUUAGACGGCAUUUUACGGGUGUGGACGAAGACUCAGUUGUUUAUGAUCAGAAUUUGUUGGGUGGACGACCUGGCUGGCCUGACAGGCAUUGAUGAUAAGCUCCACAUAAACACAGCUCCUAAAGUCUAUUAAAUAAUAAUUUAAAAAAUUUUUUUUGGUCGAUGUUCUGCCAUCAUGCCUGAUGUAGUGCGUCUGAAAAUGAGAGACAACACUGCUCACUCAUAGCAAACUGCACCAGCAAACGAGAGGUAAAAUGUGCUGAACCACACUAAACUGUGUAGGCCUUUGGCUUUAAAAUAUCGGAUUAAAA